AUCGUCAUUAAACAACUAACUUCAUAAUGUUCAAAAGUAAUUAGUGUUUCACUUCAAAUAAGCGGUUUUUUAACUAAACUUGGUCCACUUCAACGAAAAUUAUUAUUCAAAACGAAGAAAUAUGAAGAGUUUUACGCGAUAAAGUGCCGCAUAACCCACGAAUGCCAAAAGAAAAGACACAUUGACAGUUGAGGUUAGGUUCGUUUUUCAAGUAUAAUGUGAUAUGGCAAAAAUGGCUAUAAUUGAGUCGAUCGCGCGUGUUUUGGUGAUAUUAAUCGCUAUUUCAAAAAUAACCGUAUCGUUAUACGAAGACCAAAUAGAUAAAUUCGAUUGGAAACAGUCAUAUGUAGGAAAAAUUAAAUUUGCACACUUUGACUCUGUUAAGCGAAUAAUUGUUGGUACCGAAGAAAACGUGAUAGCCGCUUUAAAUUUGAAGAAUGGACAAAUAUUUUGGAGGAACGUCUUAGAGGAUACUAAUCAAAUAGAGUUUUUGCACGUUGAUAAAGAGGUUAUAAGUGUGUCUGGAAAUCAAAAUACUUAUUAUGUGCGAGGGUGGGAUUUAAAUAGUGGGGUGUUAUUGUGGGAGUGGGUUUUGCACCCUGAAAAAGAUAAUGGAAGGUGGUUUAUACAUGGGAGAAAUUUAAUUCAUGUUGUUGCGGUAUUAAAUUCUCACGUGGAAGUUAGCGAAUAUGAUGUACAAAGUGGUAAAAAUAAAGGGGUUAGUUCCAGGUUAUCGACGCCGUGGAUUAAUGAUUUAAAAAGGUGUGGUUUAGCGGAAACUUAUUUUGUUUGUUUAUCAUCGGAUGAUAGUAAUGGGCAAAUUUAUUAUAUUGAUUUAACACCGGGGGAGGAGGCACAUGUUAUUUCAAAACCUCUCACUAAUUUAAUUGGAAAUGCUCCAGGAAAAGUUACAAUUAAAGAGUUUAAAUACACCGAACCGGCUAUAUUAUUAAUAAGAAAUAAUGUUGCUCGUUUAGUAAUUUUAAAACAAUCCGAUACGGUUGUAUUACCAAAUUCUUUUUCGCCAGACGCGAUUAUUAUUAAUAAUAACGAUCAAAUACAAUUUAUGGAUUUAAGUACAAAUGAUUCGUCUAAUUUACGAAUAAAAACGAUGGAACUCGCGGGGCAAGAUAAUGUUAUAGAUGUUGAAUAUUUAAAUAGUUUAGGAAAACCGAAAGCUUUAACGGGGAUUUGUCGCGGAAACGCGUGUCGUAUGCUAUUUACAACAACAACGGACGUAGUGGGGUUAUUACAACUACCGACGGGAAAAAUUUUAUGGACGAGGGAAGAAUCGUUGAGUAAAAUUUCCGGGGUUGAAUUCGUCGAAUUACCGGUUUCCGAUUUAGACGCAUCCAUCGAGAAAGAAUUUACCCCAUCAAACGAUGUUAUAGCAAUGCUUUAUAACCGCCUCCUCAGCCAAACGAGGCAACUAUCAUCAUUAUUAUCAGGCCAACAAUUAAAAUCGAAUAAAUUAAUACGUGACGAAUUCGGUUUGCAUAAAUUAAUUAUCAUUGCGACGAACGUUGGGAAAUUAUUUGCGUUGGAUAGUUUAUCAGGGGAAAUUAUUUGGAGUGUAACUCUUCCAGAUAUUGAACCAUUUAAAAUUUUUGAUAAAGAAAGUAUAAUACUGUUAGAACAAAGAAAUGCGAGAUACGCCCCAUUAACCGCCGAAUAUAUUCUUGUUGCUCGAAAUAUUAAAACGGGUAAAGGGGUGUUGUACAAUUUUGAUCCAAUCACGGGAGAACCAAAAGAUGGUUUGAAAAAUUUAGAUUAUAAAAUAAAACAAAUUAUGCUAUUACCCUACGAAGAUGAAUCACAUUUAAAAGGAUUAUUAAUUUUAAGCGACGAAGACAAACCUUAUUUAUACCCGGAAAAUAUGCAACAAAUUUUGUAUCAAACUCAUUUAUCUUCAACUUAUAUGUACACCAUAAACAGUAUAACCGGCAUUUUAAACGGAUUUAAUUUCGUACAUAGCACAAAAAUGAAUUUGAAAGCAACACCUACGUGGAAACUCACGUUUAAACCGUCAGAAAUUGUUGCGGUCAGUGUAAGACCUGCAAUUGAAAGGGUGCAUUCCCAAGGAAGAGUAUUAGCUGAUAGAUCAGUUUUAUAUAAAUACGUAAAUCCAAAUUUAAUCGCUUUAGCAACUUUAACAGAAGACCCAAUACACAAACACGUUUUAAGCGUGUAUUUAAUCGAUGGUGUAACGGGAUUAAUUAUUUACUCGAUUAAUCAUAAACGAGCUAAAGAGCCGAUUCAUUUAGUUCAUUCGGAAAAUUGGGUGGUUUAUUCUUACUUUAACGAAAAAUUCCGCCGCAUGGAAAUGGGUUCUUUAGAGCUUUACGAAGGUGCAAGACAAAGUAACAGUACAGCUUUUAGUUCUCACGCUUUGAGUCAACUCCCGCACGUCGAAACUUUAUCUUGCAUUCUCCCGGCUUAUCCUUUAGCUAUGGUUGCAACAUUAACCGAGCGCGGAAUAACAAAUAAACACUUACUCAUCGCUUUAGCAAACGGGGGCGUAAAUGAAAUGCCUUGGAUGUUCUUAGAACCAAGGGGACAACACAUUCUUUCGAGUCCCGAUGAAGGUUCGGUGCCGUACAUGCCCGAAUUACCUCUAGUCACAGAAGCAACGAUAAAUUAUAACCAAAGUUUAGCACGGAUUAAGGGAAUUAACGUUUCGCCGGCUCGUUUAGAAAGCACAACGUUGGUGUUUGUGCACGGAUUGGAUUUGUUCUAUACGCGGGUGAUGCCGUCGAAAACGUUCGAUAUGCUCAAAGAGGAUUUCGAUCAUUGGCUGAUUGUUAUGGUGUUGGUUGGGUUAAUCGUUUCAUCGUACGUUACGAAACAGUUGGCGUUAAGAAAAGCUCUACGACAAGCCUGGAAGUAACAGUGAGGGUCCACCGACCACAUUUAGUAGGAAAUUUCAAUUGCUGUUUUUUUUUCUUUUUGUUUAUUGAAUGUUGAGUCGUCGCGAGUGUAGAUUUUUUUACAGUAGAUAGUCCGAGUCGCCAUUGUAUCUGUGUUUUUCAAAGAAUGUAUAAGAUGUGUUCUUGUUGGAAUUUGUAAUUUAACUUAAUUGAAAAUAAAUAUUCACUUUUUAAGAGGGA
Onthophagus taurus is the source of this 3107-nucleotide messenger RNA. RefSeq names its product ER membrane protein complex subunit 1 (gene EMC1). Lineage: Eukaryota; Metazoa; Arthropoda; Insecta; Coleoptera; Scarabaeidae. Gene Ontology annotation, molecular function: protein binding. Gene Ontology annotation, cellular component: EMC complex. The record is from RefSeq and is a predicted model, not a curated record. Gene Ontology annotation, biological process: protein folding in endoplasmic reticulum.